AUGCUUCGACUGUCAACUCGAAUACAUUCCACGAUCGCUGCAACUCGACCGAGAUUCCACGUGAGACUGUAUACAAAUGGAGUCGCUGAAGUGUCUAUACCAACAACAACAACAACAACAAAACAACAACCUGUUCGAGUCCGUUUCGCUCCAAGCCCUACUGGACACCUUCACCUCGGUGGUUUACGCACAGCCUUGUUCAAUUACCUCUUGGCCAAAAAGACAGGGGGCGAUUUCAUUCUACGCAUCGAAGACACCGAUCAGACUCGGCUAGUACCAGGGGCAACUGAGAAGCUUAUUUCUGUACUAUCAUGGGCUGGCAUCAAGUUGGAUGAAGGCCCUGAUGUAGGAGGCGCAUGUGGUCCUUAUGUACAAUCGAAGCGAACCGAUAUCUACCGAGAACAUGCCCGUCAACUUGUGGAGUCUGGUCAUGCGUAUAGAUGCUUUUGUACUCCGGAGCGACUGGAUCGUAUCCGAAAACUUGGGCAAAAGACUGGAAACCAAAUUGGCUACGAUCGACAUUGUGCACACCUUAGCGAGCAGCAAAUCAAGGAAAACAUGGAAAAGCAGCUCCCUUAUACCAUCCGAUUAAGGACACCAGAAGGCGAGACCAAAGUGGACGAUAUGGUGCAUGGUCCAGUGACAUUUGCCAAUCGUCUUCUUGAUGAUAGCGUUCUCAUCAAGAGUGAUGGGUUUCCAACAUACCAUUUGGCGAACGUUGUCGACGAUCAUUUGAUGGGGAUAUCGCAUGUCUUACGAGGAGAUGAAUGGUUGCCUUCAACACCCAAGCACAUCAUCCUAUACAAUGCAUUUGGAUGGAGGUCACCUCGAUUUGUACAUUUACCCUUGUUGAUGAAGCCUGGUGGUGGCAAGCUCUCAAAACGCUCCAACGAUGCCUAUGUUGAGCAUUACAUUGAACAAGGCUAUUUCCCCGAAGCACUCAACAACUUUGUGGCUCUCCUGGGAUGGAGUCCCCCUGCUGGUGGAAGCGAAAUUCUCACAUCCAUGGACGAAUUGGUGGAUAAGUUUGAUAUUGGAGAGCUCAAUGAUUCUCAAGCGGUGGUGGAUGUGAACAAGCUUUUAUGGAUCAACAAACAACAUUUAUUGAAACGGGCUGAAACACCUGAAGGGACACAAUCCAUGGCAGAACAAUUGCAUCCACUUGUAAAUGACAAAUUUGGAGACAAAGUUAAGGCAUUGGAUCCAAAUGGCAAGCAUCUUUAUCGGCUAAGCGUGGAUUACAUUUCAAAAGUAAUUGGUUGUGUAAAGGAACGCAUUCGUUUAACAUCCGAUGUUCUUGAAUACUGCAACUAUUUCUUUGUUAAGCCUGACUAUACUGCCGACGAGGCACAGACCUUGAAGAAGCGACUAAAAGCAAAGGCCAAAGAUCUCGUGUACUCAAAAGAAGCACGUCAAGGAUUUGAAGCACUGGAUCAAUUUGACAGCGUAUCUAUUAAUCGAUAUUGGAAUGAUUUGGCCAAGGAGAACGGUGUGAGUUAUAAUCAAGUGAUGCCAACAUUGCGAUAUGCAAUUACGGGACGAUCUGUGGGAGCCUCUAUUCCAUUAACGAUGGAGAUCUUGGGAAAAUCAACCUGUUUAUCUCGUCUUGAGGAGGCUGCUGCUUCAAACCAAUGA
Messenger RNA from Lichtheimia ornata, 1635 nucleotides. Its product is annotated as glutamate-tRNA ligase. The transcript has 9 exons. Bases 1 to 1635 code for a protein of 544 amino acids. The record is from RefSeq and is a predicted model, not a curated record. Gene Ontology annotation, biological process: glutamyl-tRNA aminoacylation. Gene Ontology annotation, molecular function: tRNA binding; zinc ion binding; glutamate-tRNA ligase activity. Lineage: Eukaryota; Fungi; Mucoromycota; Mucoromycetes; Mucorales; Lichtheimiaceae.